AUGGGAGACAACCAAGACACCUCUCGACCGGCCGUGAUCCUGCCCGCCGCGGAUCCGGCCAAGAUCUUUCGACCGGACAUUUUCAAGGGCAAAGUGCUCUUCUGCACGGGCGGCGGAUCUGGUAUCUGCUACGAGAUGACCAAGACCAUCAUGUCCUUUGGCGCCAACGCGGCCAUCCUGGGACGCAAAGCGGACCGCCUCGCCAAAGCCUCGCAGGAGCUCUCUUCUGCAACUGGCCAGCAAUGCUUGCCCUGCCCUGCGGACGUUCGAGAGCCCGAGCAGCUCAAGGAAGCCGCACGCAAGACGAUUGAGAAGUUCGGUCGCAUCGACUUUGUCAUUGCCGGUUCCGCGGCCAACUGGCUGGCCGGUAUCGAGCAGAACAACGAAAAGGGUUUCAAGACGGUCAUUGACAUUGAUCUGAUCGGAUCGUACAACACGGUCAAGGCGACACUCGAGGAGGUGACGAAGAACAAAGGCAGCUACAUCUUCAUCUCGGCUACGCUGCACUACUUUGGUCUGCCUUUCCAGUCGCACGCUUCUGCGGCCAAGGCGGGCGUCGACGCUCUGAGCAGGGUGUUGGCGGUCGAGAUGGGACCCUUGGGUGUGAGGAGCAACGUCAUCGCUCCCGGACCCAUCGGCGGUACCGAAGGGAUGGACAGGCUGGCUCCCAAGGGUGCAAUGGAUGCAGUGGCCGAGACAUUGCCCAUGCAGAGAAUGGGCAGCAAGAGCGACAUCGCUGCUGCUGGCGUGUACCUCUUCAGCGACGCGGCGACCUACGUGACUGGUACCCAGAUGGUGGUCGAUGGAGGAGCUUGGCACACUCAAGGACCUAUGCUGCCGUACCCGACCACGAGUCUGGACCCCAAGAGUUUGAGCUCGAUCGUUGCUGGCUCUCGUCUUUAG
Molecule: messenger RNA, 903 nt
Organism: Kalmanozyma brasiliensis GHG001
Lineage: Eukaryota; Fungi; Basidiomycota; Ustilaginomycetes; Ustilaginales
Product: NAD(P)-binding domain protein
Exons: 1
Coding region: 1-903 (300 amino acids)
Biological process (GO): fatty acid catabolic process
Molecular function (GO): 2,4-dienoyl-CoA reductase (NADPH) activity
Source: RefSeq, a predicted model, not a curated record